ACUUGAUGUUGAAAAGGUUUCUAAUAUGGCUAAAUUACAUUCUUUUUACAUGAUGAAUGCAAACAGUGGAUUAAAUUGCAUUACUCAAGAAAUGUCAGAGGAACAAUUGAUUAAUGCUUUACAUGAUUAUGGGGAUGGAUUAUUUUCUGGAGAGGGAAUUUUUGAUUUUGAAGAUACUGAUGAUGACAACAAUAGUGAUGAUGAUAACAGUAAUUAUGAUAUACCUAAUUUAGAAAUAGAGAAUUCUUUUUAUUUGUCAGAUUUUAAUGAACCUUAUGAAAGAGAAAAUUUUAAUAGACCAUUAGAAGAUAUAGAAGAUCAUGGAAAUUUUAUUCCAUUUGUUUACAUGCCAUACCCGUUGUUACAACUUUUUAGUAAAAAGGCCAAGACAAAAAAGCCUCAUACAACUCUGGAAGAAAGAGUCCAAAUUCUUCUUUCUCUUCAAAAUGGACAUACUACAAGGCAAAUAGCAAAGUCAACAAAUAUUAGCCCCUCAACAGUUUCUCGUAUUAAUAAAAGAUGGCAUGAACAACACUCCCUCAAAGAUGCACCAAAACCAGAGGUCCAAAAAUGUAUAGAAGAAAAAGAAAAUAUUAGUAUUUUGUCACCUACCAUUCAUUGUAUACUUCAUGCAAAUGGUUUAGUAUCAAGAAUUAAAAGAAAAAAACCCUACCUCAGCAGUAAACACCGAAAGCGUCGGUUAGAAUUUGCAAAAGAACAUGAACAUUGGACUAUCGAAGACUGGUCAAAGAUUAUAUGGUCCGAUGAGUCUAAGUUUAAGGUUUUUGGAUCAGAUGGGAAGCAAUAUUAUUGGAAACGUCCAGAGGAACCAUUAAACCAUUUCCACAUUAAACCUACAGUGAAGUUUGGGGGCGGGUCGGUGAUGAUAUGGGGCUGUUUUACAUCUCGGGGUGUUGGUGGCUUUUGUAGGAUUGAUGGCAUUAUGGAUGCUAAAUUGUAUCAACAGAUACUUCAUGAAGAUCUUAUGAAUACUAUCAAAGAUCAUGGAUUUAAUGUCAAAGAGGUCAUAUUCCAACAGGAUGGAGACCCUAAGCAUACACAUCUAUGGAAUGAGGUUGAUCGUCAUCUCAGGCAUCUCCCUGGGCAAAUUUCGGGCAAGGAGGAUUUAUGGAAUAAGAUACAACAGGCACAAGGUGGUUAUACAAGGUGGUAG
Entrophospora candida is the source of this 1174-nucleotide messenger RNA. Lineage: Eukaryota; Fungi; Glomeromycota; Glomeromycetes; Entrophosporales; Entrophosporaceae. The record is from the annotation of a GenBank genome assembly.